Dacryopinax primogenitus is the source of this 503-nucleotide messenger RNA. RefSeq lists its product as uncharacterized. Lineage: Eukaryota; Fungi; Basidiomycota; Dacrymycetes; Dacrymycetales; Dacrymycetaceae. The transcript has a single exon. The record is from RefSeq and is a predicted model, not a curated record. The coding region runs from base 270 to 461 and encodes 63 amino acids.
CCCACCUUAAGCUUCUGCCCUUCUGCCCUUCUCUACCUGAGCUUGUCUUCCGGGGAUGAUGAGCUGGUCAGACGACCCUCUUCCCCGGCCCCAUUCCCCAUUCUCCUCCCUCCCAUUCUCUCCCCCUUCCUAGCUGCGCUCGCCCUGCUGGCCAGGAGGCGCGUACAACGCACUGACGCGAGGUUCCCUAGAUCGACAGGGCCGGAGGAACAUGAGCCCGAGAUCUGCAAUAUACGCAGGUAUUAUAGAGGCCGGCGUAUCAUCCAUUCAUGAUCGUCGACUUCUCUCCUCCUUCCUUCUUCGGUCUAUACGCCUCUCCACAUCAGCAAUCAGCUCAACUCGUUUCCUCCUGCCUGUCUGCCGCCGGAUGCCUGUCUGCCAGCACCCAUCACGCGGCCAUGCGCAGCGCAGGGGCAAACAACCGGCGUAACGUUCUAGAAGACCGGGCCUUCUGCAGCUGACUCCCCCGCGCACACAAGGACGACCAACACGAGGCCGCUUUA